AUGUCUCAAAUGCUAAAACGUUUACAAGUAGUCGCGUUCAAUAUGCCAAAAUUGGAUGGUCGCUUAAUUCUCGCGCAUAGAUGCUUGUCUUCAAUUAAGUUUGAGCCAGCUGGAGGAGCAAAUCUUCUGCCUGCCGCUGAUCCGAAUGAAUAUGGUAUAAUUUUAUCUGUUGACCUUCUUUCGAUUUACUUAUGUCAUUUCCCUCCCUCACCCAAUUUUUUGCUUGGAGUACUAGAUUGCCAGUCAUUUCUUCCUAGCAAAAUUCACACGAUGCUGCAGGUAAUUUUGUGGAAUUCUGCAAGGAAGAAAUCAUGCCCAUUUUUUACAUCAAGGAAAAAAUUUGUUGGGGAGGGAAACUACAUAAGAACUAAGAUUAGUGGUGAUGUGCCAGAUUCUAUUGAGCAGGCAUAUGGUCAAGAAAAGAAGAUGAUAAUUGCUCGCCUUAUGGGCGAUGAUCGCUACGAGCCAAAACUAUUCUAUCGAGCGGAGAACAGCACUCGCGACUAUCCUAAUUUGGUUCCUUGUCACUUGAACGAGAAGCACAUGGUUUGCAAAUGUGAACCUGAUGCUUCAUAUCUUAUGGAAUGGAUUAUUCGGAAAGAUGGAAAGCCUCAUCGUUGUGAGUGUGGACAUUGGUUCAAGGCUGUUGACGCUGAGCCCGAAACCGUUUAA
Molecule: messenger RNA, 672 nt
Organism: Meloidogyne enterolobii
Lineage: Eukaryota; Metazoa; Nematoda; Chromadorea; Rhabditida; Meloidogynidae
Source: the annotation of a GenBank genome assembly